AUGGCUUCUUUCCUGAACCAGAAGGUCAGCCUAGAUGUUAUGGACGACUUACGUUUAAGGAUCUGCCGCUGUUCCAGAAAUAUUUCCAGAAAGUGCAGCUGCUUAUCUAAAGUCCGUGAGUGCUCUGCCUGCCUCUACAUACCUGGAGAGUCUGACUGGUUUGACAGACACUUUGAAAAGGGAAUAGAGCCCCUGAUGUCAGAAAAUUCCAUGUCCUAUGAUGCUCUGGGAUUGUGGCUGGGACUUCAGAGAGUCAGGUCACAGAAGAAUGUUAAGAGUAUGCAGUUAACUAAUGUUUUUCCCGCACAUUCCUUGGACCAUUUGAAGUCUGGAUGCCAGAGCUGUGCAGUGGUAGGAAACUCAAGGUCCUUACUAGGUUCUGGUCUUGGCUUCAGGAUUAACCAACAUGAUGUGAUACUCAGGAUGAACAAAGCCCCUGUCCAAGGCUUUGAGACGGAUGUGGGGAAUACCACCACCUUACGUAUUGUGCAGCCUGAGAUUGCCAGCACUGAGAGCCCCGAACCCCAGCUGCUGCUUCCAUUGAAUUCAUCUGGUCUGAGAUGGAUGAUGACUGUGCUACGUGACUAUAAACUCUCCUGGAAGCCAAGAAACCCUGGAUUUCGGAUAGUCCAUUUCACUGAUGUAACCAAAGACAAGGUUCUGAUUAUCAGCAUCUCCUUCCUUAAGUAUAUCCAGGAAAAUUGGCUGGAAAACUAUGGUCAGUAUCCAUCGUUGGGGUUUGUGGCUCUGAUGUAUGCCUUGCAUACCUGUGACCAGGUGUCCUUGUUUGGCUUUGGAGUAGACCAUCACAAUAGAUGGACCCACUACUGGGAUGAUAAAUAUCUGAGCUAUGACAUCAUGAGAAAGUUCCCCAAAGAAAACGAUGUCAUCAUUAAGUUGCAGUGUGAGGGGAAGGUUGCUGUCUACAGAUGA
This is a messenger RNA of Urocitellus parryii (Arctic ground squirrel), 933 nucleotides long. NCBI's taxonomy places the organism in Eukaryota, Metazoa, Chordata, Mammalia, Rodentia, Sciuridae. The record is from RefSeq and is a predicted model, not a curated record.